Uloborus diversus is the source of this 2010-nucleotide messenger RNA. Its product is annotated as polycystin-2-like. NCBI's taxonomy places the organism in Eukaryota, Metazoa, Arthropoda, Arachnida, Araneae, Uloboridae. Gene Ontology annotation, molecular function: calcium channel activity; calcium ion binding. Gene Ontology annotation, biological process: detection of mechanical stimulus. Gene Ontology annotation, cellular component: membrane. The transcript has 4 exons. The record is from RefSeq and is a predicted model, not a curated record. Bases 1 to 2010 code for a protein of 669 amino acids.
AUGGCAAUAGUCGUUUCUUGCAUGUGUCGAUCCAUUGAUUAUGAUGAAGAUGAUGCUGAUGAAGAUGAAGAAGAUCCUCACCUUCAAGCUGAUGAAGAAUAUUUGCAUAAUUAUAAAAGAAGCAAGAAACUAACUUAUCAGCCAAUGGAUCUAGAUGCGUUGGAAGAAGCUCGAAAAGAAAGAGAGAAGGAAGUGAAGAUGUACAGCCUUAUCAGAGAAAUAUCAGCAUAUUUCCUUUUCUUAUGGAUUAUUAUGAUUUUAAGCUAUGGUAAUAGAGACCCUAACAAUUUUUAUUUGCGAGAAGCUUUGAUAAAUGGUUUCAUCAAGCCUGGAGACUUGUGGGUGGAAUUCAACAAUGUUAAUACAGAAAAGCGUUUUUGGAAUUGGACUUAUAAUGCUUUGGUGCCUGAACUUUUUGCAUUACCAUGGUACAAUGGCAGAGAUCCACUAGGACUACGUUUGUAUUUGGAUGAUCGUAGCAAUUUAAAAAUAGGAUAUGCUGUUCUUCGUCAAGUCAGGAUACAACCAAGAAGUUGCAAAGUUUCUUGGCUAAUGGAAACUAUUACUCCUGAGUGUGCUGCUUUUGGUGGAGUUGUCUUCGAAGAUGGGACUUUGUACACUAAAGGAUGGAAAAGGGUCAGUUCAAAUGAGACACUUGUGCCUCCUGAGUACAAAUACCUGACAGCUUCCCAACUAAAAGGUUACCCAUUCUGGGGACAGAUGGAUUGGUAUGGUGGUGGUGGUUAUGUUGUACCUCUUGUUGCCACAAGGGAUAGUGGUGUCCAAGUGCUUCUUCAGAAACUUGAGAGAUUGGAGAGAGAAGGUUGGAUUGAUAAACACACUCGUGCAAUAUUUGUUGAAUUUGGCAUUUACAAUGCUCAAAUAAACCUUUUUUGUGCAGUUACAAUUCUUGCUGAGUUUUUACCCGGUGGUGGUGUUGUACCUUACUACCAAAUUGAUCCUCUUAGACUUUUAAAUUAUCACACUGGCUCUGGCUUGUUCCAGAUCAUAACAGAGGUCCUGUUUGUUGCUUUUACCAUAUUCUUUACUGUAAAGGAAUUGAGGUGUAUGAACCAAGAAGGGAUGGAAUAUUUUAAGCAGUAUUGGAAUAUUGCCGAAUGUGUCAGUAUUGUUGUUUCUUACACAGGCAUCGCAAAUCAUGUAUAUAAGUUGUUUGUCACCGCUGAAAUUUUGCGGAUUUUCACUGAAACAGAAGGCACUGGGUAUGUCAAACUCCAGGAGGCAGUGCUGCUUAACGAGCUUUUCUGCUACCAAAUUGGUCUGGUUAUGUCCAUCUCUACCUUAAAAUUCUUGAAGUUGCUACGUUUCAACAAACGCAUUGGAAUUUUAAGUAGCACUUUGAGAAUGUGUGCUCAGGAGUUGCAAAGUUACUCUGUCUGUUUGAUGGUAGUAUUCAUGGCUUUUGUCAUACUUUUUUGGCUUCUUCUCGGUAGAUUCGUCCGAGAGUUUUCGACAUUCAUCUAUUCUUUUGAAUCCUCAAUCAGCAUGAUGCUGAAGAAAUUCAAUUAUGAAGAUAUGUAUGCAGCUCAGCCAAUAUUUACUCCUAUUGCAUUUUUCACUUUUUCUCUUGCUACUGCUGUGAUCCUCAUCAAUAUCUUGUUAAGCAUAAUCAUCCGUUCUUUUGAGGAUGUGAAACAUGAUGUCAGCAUGCAGAGUAAUGAAUAUGAAGUUUUGGACUUUUUCAUCAACAGAGUGAAAAUGUAUACCGGGAUUGGCACAGCUAAGGUUAAGCCAUUGCCAAGCAUGUACCGUGACAAAAAGAAGCCGAAGGAUACUGUCUCUUCUUUUCCGGACAAAGUCGAUAAGUUGGUGGAUUUCAUUAAUGAUUUUUAUUUCGAUAACCAGAUGGAUUUCAACAGCAAAGAUUUUCUAAAAAAGAUGAAUAUGGAAACUUCAACUGCAAAGAUUGAGAGAAAAAAAGCAAAACCUGUGAAAGCUAUGAAAAGUAAAAUACCAAAAAGUUUGUCUGAGCGAUUUGAUGAUUUCUAA